Messenger RNA from Closterium sp. Naga37s-1, 4482 nucleotides. The record is from the annotation of a GenBank genome assembly. NCBI's taxonomy places the organism in Eukaryota, Viridiplantae, Streptophyta, Zygnematophyceae, Desmidiales, Closteriaceae.
AUGCCGUUCCGGCCACUAGGAGCGCGUGUUCGCUGCCACGUCACCGCCCAAGCACGUGCUUCCACCAACCAGCAGGGUUCGGAUCGGCCGUCGCUACUCCCGUCCUCGCUCCAGCCCAGGUUCGGUGGCCGAACCUGCAGGCUCGGGGUAGCUCCGGCAGCUAUCGGUCCACAACCAAGGAGUUCUCUAGGUUUGGGGGAAACUGGUGCGCUGGGGGCGGGGAAUGGGGGAGGGGGGAGUUCCGCUGGGGGAGCUGCUUCGGCCUCAAGCGCCACAGCUUUAUCUGCUGCCCGUUCCCAGACCCCUGACCGGCCUCAGCCAUCCCUGGCCCGCCACGUGGCACGAAGCCUGCCCGUGGCGGUGCUGAGCGAGCUCGUGGCAGCUGCGGCUACAGCAGGAGGUACAGCCGCUACAGCCGCAGCCAAUAGCGGGCUGCCAGCUCACGCGGGGCAUCUGGCGAUUCCUGCUACAGCCGUGACGCCUGUAGCAGUGACGGCGCUAGCAGCCAUAUACGGAGCUUACCUGUCAGAUAACCUGCUGGGACGGCAGAAACAGCCGCCAAAAACAGAGCCGUUGAUCAUCGAGUCAGUGGACGUCACAGAUUACCCCAUCUUCAGGCACCCAGAGGUGCUGCGAGCAGUUGAGUUCGCCAGGGAUGCGCACUGGGACCAGUACCGCAAGACAGGCGAGCCGUACGUCAACCACUGCGUGCACACUGCGCGGAUACUGGCUGCUCUGGUGCCACCCCAGGGCAAGAAGGCAGUGGAUGCUGUGGUGGCAGCAGUGCUGCAUGACAUUGUGGAUGACACGCCCUACGACAUUGCUGACGUGGAAAUGCUCUUCGGUGCUGACGUGGCACAGCUGGUGGAUGGCGUGUCUCGCCUCAGCCAUAUCAACCAGUUGUUGCGCCGGCACCGCAGGGCAACGGCAGAGCAGAGAGCACAGGAGAACACAGGGCUCAGUUCAGCUGAUGUGGACAGCCUGAGGAUGAUGCUGCUAGGCAUGGUGAACGACCCUCGAGUGGUUCUUAUCAAGCUGGCGGACAGGCUGCACAACAUGCGCACCAUCUACGCACUGAAGGACAGCAAGGCACGGGCAGUGGCACAGGAGACACUUUCCAUCUGGUGCUCCCUGGCCUCUCUAUUCUGCCUGUUGCCCAUUCUCUCGUAUUCUCUGCGGCUGCUUCCUCCUCCCCUCUCCCCCUCCCAGCUACGCACUGAAGGACAGCAAGGCACGGGCAGUGGCACAGGAGACGCUGUCUGUCUGGUGCUCCCUCGCCUCUCGCCUCGGUGUGUGGGCCGUGAAAGCAGAGCUAGAAGACUUAUGCUUCGCGGUGCUGGAGCCGAGCUGGAGGACCUCUGCUUUGCGGUGCUGGAGGGUGACUUAGCACUCGGGUCUCUCGUUUCGCCUCACGCCUUGAAGCGAGCUGGCCACCAUGUGGAGCUCCCCGGAGGACUGGCAGUUGCUGAGAAGCGCCUGCGCCCCUUCCCCUGCCUCCUUUCCCCCUUUCCCCCUAAAUCACCCCCCCAGCCGCGCAUAUUCCGCCAAUUGCGGGGCGAGCUGGCCACCAUGUGGAGCUCUCCUGAGGACUGGCGGUCACUCAGAGGGAAGGGAAAUCUCUAUUCCUCACAACCCUUCCCGCUCCUUCCCUUACCGCACUCAACCCCACUCCAGCCGCGCAUAUUUCGCCAGCUGAGAGGCGAGCUGGCCACCAUGUGGAGCUCCCCGGAGGACUGGCGGUCGCUGAGAGAAGGUAGAUGCGUAUUCCUCACGCCCCUUCCCACUCUUCCCCCAACCGCACUGAACCCCACUCCAGCCACGGAUGAACCUGAGAAAGGGCUGAUUCACUUCAUCACACACGCAGGAUCGGCAGAGAAAGGCGGCACCAAGAAAGGCACCACCACCAGCGGCGGCACUCAGAAAGGAAAAGGGAGCAGUGGCACCAUGCAGGGAAAAGGUUCCACUCAAGGAAACAGUCUCACAAAAGGUGCCAAGAGCAGCGGUGUGCUUAUAGCGAAUGAGUUCCUAUCCAUGGUGGCUGCAGCGGAGGGAGCAGUACUGGACGCCGUGCCAGGUGGCAAGCUGCUACAGGGCGCGAGGGACGAGGAGGGGGAGGAGGGGGAAUCAGAGCCGUCGGUUCGGGAUUUGAUCGAAGCGGUUGUGCCGUUCGAUCUGCUGGCGGAUAGGAACAGGCGGAGCAGGGCAGUGGCUUGGCCUGCUGCUGCUGGUAGGGCUGCUACUGGUGCUGGUGCUGCUGCCCCCGGCAGUGGAACAAGUGCUACUGAUGGUACAACCAGUGGUUCCAGUGGUGCGGGUAGUGGUGGUGGUGCGAGUGUUGCUGCAAAUGGCACCACAAGUGGCACAGUGAGUGGGGGGGGUGUGAGGAGGAGGAGGACGAGGGUGAUGCGCGAUGCAGAGGUGGCGCUCACGGCUCUGCACGGCUGCGAGGAGGCGCUGCAGCGAGAGCUCCUUAUAACAACCCCCUAUGUGCCAGGGAUGGAGGUGGUCCUCUCCGGCCGCCUUAAGAGCAUGUACAGCUGCCACGCCAAGAUGCGGCGCAAGCGCGUGCCUCUCGACAAAAUCUACGACGCACGGGCGCUGCGGGUGGUGGUGGGGGAUGCUAACGGGACGCAGCACGAGGCGGCAGUGGAAGCUUGUUACAACCUGCUCUGCGUGGUGCACAGUCUCUGGACUCCCAUUGGUGGAGAGUUUGACGACUACAUCCUCAAUCCCAAGCCAAGCGGUUACCAGUCACUGCACACGGCUGUCAGGGGCCCGGACGGAGCACCUUUGGAAGUGCAGAUCCGCACUCAGUCCAUGCACGAGUAUGCAGAGUUCGGCCAUGCAGCCCAUUGGCUGUACAAGGAGAGUGAUACUCCUGACUCCGCCCCCUCUACAGAACCUGAAUCGCCGUCCAAUGAGAACGCGCCACCUGUACAGUCAGGCAGCAAUCAGCAGCCGCAGCAGCAGGGUGGUUCAACCUCCUCCUCCUCCUCCUCCUCCUCCUCUUCUCUCCUCUCCUCCUUCACCUCGUCUGUCUCCUCCAAAGUAUCCUCCUUCCUCUCCUCUCCUUCCCCUUCUGACCCUUCUGCUUCUGCUGGUGCUGCUUCUGAUGCUGCUGCUGCUUCUGGUGCCGCUGAUAGCGGUCGGGAGAGGAGGCGUGCAACAGGCAAGUUCCAGCCGUUUUCAGCCACGGAUUUUGAGAACCAACCGUUCGAGGGCAUUGGUAGCAGCGGUAUGACUGUGAGUGGCUCUAAAGGGGGAACGAUGAGCAACAGGAGCAGAGAGGGGAGUUCAGCCACGGAUUUUGAGAAGCAACCGUUUGAGGGGUUUGCCAGCAGCGGUAUGACUGGAAGUGGUUCCAAAGGGGGAACGAUGAGCAACAGGGGGAGGGAGAGCUCUAAGGGUGAGACGCAGAGCAACAGGAGCAACAGUGGAAGCGGGGAGAUCGUUGGAAGGAGUUUCAAAGGGGGGACGCAGAGCAACACAAGCAACAGUGGGAGUACGGAGAUUUCUCAAGGGACUUCCAGGGGAGGGACUCAGAGCAACAGGAGCCUGCAAGGGAGGAUGGCUGCUAGCAGCAGGGCGACUAGCAGCAGCAGUGAGCGCACAGAUGCUGCAACAGUGAGAGUGGGGUCUGGUGGUUUGGAAGGGGAGAUAGAGAAGCAGCAGCAGCUGCAGCAGCUGCAGCAGCAGCAACAGCAGCAGGAGGAGCAGGAGGAGCAGGAGGACAAAUUGCGACAAGACAGCCUAGUGGACGCUGUUGCUCUCAGUGAAGUUCUCGUUAUAAGCUGGCCUGGUGGUGAGAUAGUGCGCUUACCAGCUGGCAGUCUGGCAGGUGAUUUUGCCCGCCUACGAGCCAAGGCGGCCACAGGGGAUGCAGCAGCAGCGGCUGCAGUCAUCUCAUCCGACGGGCUGCGCCUCUCCCUCUCCCCCACCACCGCCACUCCCUCUGCCUCGGGCUCUAGAGCCGUUAGUGGGGCCCGGGGCUAUGGAGACGUUUCCAGUGCGGUGCUGUGCCCGGCAGAGGAGUCUAUCUUUGUGAAUGGGAAGCGGGUGGAUCCCAGCACACGGCUUAGAGAUGGGGAUCUGGUGGAGGGAUGGGGAUCUGGUGGAGGUACGCUAUGUGGGGGAGCUGUAGGUGAUGAUGAGGUGGUUGAUGCUGCUGCUGCUCUGCUGUACCCGGCAGAGGAGUCUAUCUUUGUGAAUGGGAAGCGUGUUGAUCCGAGCACACGGCUCAGGGAUGGGGACCUGGUGGAGAGAUGGGGAUCUGGUGGAGGUGCGCUGUGUGGGGGAGCUGUAGUUGAUGAUGAGGUGGGUGAUGCUGCUGCCGGCGCUGCCACUGCUUCUGACAGAGAUGCUGCUGCUGCUGUGCUGUACCCGGCAGAGGAGUCUAUCUUUGUGAAUGGGAAGCGGGUGGAUCCGAGCACGCGCCUCAGGGAUGGGGAUCUGGUGGAGGUGCGCUGUGUUGAGGAGCUGUAG